GGACAUACUUCUGCUCCCUAGAAAGAACCAGGGCUGCUGGUGUGUGUCCUCUCAGCCCCUCGAGCACAUGGGAAGUCCAGGAGACCUGGGUCUUUGUCCUGCCACUAACCUGCCGGAUGGCUGUGGAUAGGCCAUGUGACAGCCCAUCAGGAGGUCCGAACCUGGGUCCCAUGAACCUUGCAAGGCUGCCAUGAAGCUGUAUGAAAACAACCACUGAAAACACAUACUGUCCCAAGGGGUGGCCUCCCUGAUAGAGUUAAUCCCCAUCUCCUGGCUGGCCCACCCUGGCGCUGGCCGCCCUUAAUCAAGGCGUCACCUCUGUUCUCUCUUCCUGCUGGGAUCAGGAGAUGCUGUCCGGAGCCUGGCUGUGCUGGGCCAGCCUCCUGCUCCUGGCCAGGCCCUCCCAGCCCUGCCCUGCGGGCUGUGACUGCUUCAUCCAGGAGGUGUUCUGCUCCGAUGAAGGGCUGGCCGCCAUCCCGCCGGACAUCCCACCCCAUGCCACAGAUAUCAUCUUUGUAGAGACCUCGCUCACCACGGUGGGAACCCGGGCCUUCAGCGGCAGCCCCAACCUGACCAAGGUGGUUUUCCUCAACACCCAGCUCCAGCACUUCGGGCCCGACGCCUUUGGGGGGCUGCCCGGGCUGGAGGACCUGGAGAUCACCGGCAGCGCCUUCUCCAACCUCAGCGCCAGCGCCUUCUCCAACCUGACCUCGCUGAGGCAGUUCACCCUCAACUUCAACGCGCUGGAGGCUCUGCCCGAGGGCCUCUUCCAGCAGAUGCACGCCCUGGAGUCUCUCCAGCUACAGGGUAACCGGUUCCAGAGCCUGCCGGGGAGGCUCUUCUGGCCCCUGAGAGGGCUGAAAACCCUCAACCUGGCCCAGAACCUGCUGUCCCGCUUGCCUGAGGAGCUGUUUGAGCCCCUGGGGAGCCUGCAGACCCUGAGGCUGAGCAGCAACGUGCUCUCCGGCCUGCCCCCCGGCGUGUUCAGCCAGCUGGGCUGCCUUCGGGAGCUCUUCCUUGACAGCAAUGCCAUCAAGGAGCUGCCACCAGGAGUGUUCGAGGGGCUCUUCCGGCUGGAGAAGCUGUGGCUGCAGCACAACGCCAUGGGCCACCUGCCGCUCUCCGUCUUCUCCUCCCUGGGCAACUUGACCUUCCUGAACCUGCAGGGGAACGCGCUGCAGGGGCUGCCCGCCGGCCUCUUCGCGCCCACCCCGGGCCUGCUCGGCCUGUCUCUGUCCUACAACCAGCUGGAGGCCGUCAGCGAGGACGCCUUUGCCAACCUGUCCAGACUCAGUUCCCUGACGCUGUCGCACAAUGCCCUCACCCAUCUCCCCGCCGGCGUCUUCAGGGACCUGCAGGGGCUGGUCAGGCUCUACCUGGGCAGCAACAACCUGACGACCUUGCACCCAGCGCUCUUCCAGAACCUGUCCAAGCUGGAGCUGCUCAGCAUCUCCCAGAACCUCCUGACCACGCUCCCCGAGGGCAUCUUUGACACGAACGACAACCUGUUCAACCUGGCCCUGCGCGGCAACCCCUGGCAGUGCGACUGUCACCUGGCCUACCUCUUCGGCUGGCUGCGUGAGUACAGCGACCGGUUCUUCAACACGCAGACCUACUGCUCGGGCCCCGCCUACCUGAAGGGCCAGCUCCUGCCCGCCUUGCAGGAGGAGCAGUUGGUGUGUCCCGUCACCGGCAACCAUCUGGGCUUCCAGGCCCCAGGCUCAGAGGACGGAGAGCUGGGGGCCCCCUGGGACCUGGCUGCGGAGAAGGCGGUCGGGAGCCGGUGCACCUACAGCCACCCCGAGGGCACCGUGGUGCUCGCCUGCGACGGUGAGGAUCGGUGCCGCUGGUUGAAUGUCCAGCUGUCCCCCAGGCCGGGGUCAGGCCCCCCGGCACUAACGUUCAAUGGCAGCCAGCACUGGGACUUGAAGUCGAGGUGCGGCUCCGUGAGGCUCACCGUGGCCAUUGAGGCCCGGCCAGGGGGGAGCUAGGUGCAGGGCGUGCGGAGCCGGGAGCCUGCCUAGGUGGCCUCCGGGGGCCCACCCAGGCCAGAGGUGGGGGCCAAGAGGGAGCCGAAGCCCUGCCUCUAGAGGUGCUGGGAAGGAGCUGCAUUUCCCAGGUGGAGGAG
Molecule: messenger RNA, 2128 nt
Organism: Lontra canadensis (Northern American river otter)
Lineage: Eukaryota; Metazoa; Chordata; Mammalia; Carnivora; Mustelidae
Gene: CPN2
Product: carboxypeptidase N subunit 2
Exons: 2
Coding region: 348-1991 (547 amino acids)
Cellular component (GO): plasma membrane
Molecular function (GO): protein binding
Source: RefSeq, a predicted model, not a curated record